Macrobrachium nipponense is the source of this 8610-nucleotide messenger RNA. Its product is annotated as ectonucleoside triphosphate diphosphohydrolase 5-like. The transcript has 14 exons. Lineage: Eukaryota; Metazoa; Arthropoda; Malacostraca; Decapoda; Palaemonidae. Gene Ontology annotation, molecular function: hydrolase activity. The coding region runs from base 279 to 1760 and encodes 493 amino acids. The record is from RefSeq and is a predicted model, not a curated record.
AAUGGAAUUAGACUGACGAAAUAGACUAGAAAUACGAAAAGUUAUUUAAAAAUAGAACGACAUUCCGGCAUUAGGAAUUUAAAAAGGAAGGUGAGGCAAAAAGCGAACAGCAAAGACGACUGGGGCGCAGUGAACGAUCCCACGGCACCAUGGCAGAUCGGUGACGGCAAGCAGGUCUUUUAGUAUUACCUCUACCUUUCCUGUGGGCACCAGGUGCGCGGCGGGUCAUUAUAACAGGUCACAUAAACGCAAGUGUUUUCGGGUCACACCUGUACCACAUGGAGGGAGUCAGACAUAGAAAGUCGGGGUCAGACAUGAGUGCCGCUGCCAAAAGUGUCCGGUCGUCGGGAGCAGUCCACAGAUCAUUCCGUUUGGCUAGAUUAUUUUUUUACGCCGUUCUGUUUUCGCUCACCACGCUCGUCAUACUUGUUACACUUAACAACACAUGGCCCUUAAAGAGUAUUGGGCAUAGCACAAACUCUCUGGACCGUGUGUCUGUUGCCCUUGGAGUGCAGGAGCGUGUUUAUGCAGUUAUCAUAGAUGCAGGUUCCACCGGUUCAAGGGUUCUGGCAUUUACAUUCUUCAAGAGUUUAGCAGGCGGAGUAUGUGAGGAUACUUUAGUGGCCAAAGGACCACUUAGCUUCAUCGCAAAUAACUCUUCUUAUGAUAAAUCCUUGAAAUUGGAUGAUGAGUUGUGGCAUGAAGUCAAGCCUGGCUUGUCCAGCUAUGCGGAUAAUCCAGAGGAGGGUGCUAAGUCAUUGAUUCCACUCCUUGAACUAGCGAAAGGUCGAAUACCUCAAGAACACUGGUCAUCCACACCUUUGGUGCUAAAAGCAACUGCUGGACUUCGGUUGUUGCCAGAGGAAAAGGCGGAGGCGUUGUUGCAAGAAGUUCGAAAAUUACUGGGUGGAUCAGGAUUCCAUACUACGGACAACUCUGUCGGUAUAAUGGAUGGUCGAGAUGAAGGAAUUUUCUCCUGGUUUACUGUUAAUUAUCUUAUGGAUCGUGUAGGUGGUGAUGCCAAGGAAACAUUAGUGGCUCUUGACUUAGGAGGUGGUUCUACUCAGAUAACAUUUGUCCCUGUAGAGAGUGACACAUUGAUGAGCACUCCAGAAGACUACCUCACCUCUAUCUCUCUGCUUCAUAGGGAACUGAAGCUCUAUACACAUAGCUAUCUCGGUUUGGGACUUAUGGCUGCCCGUCAGGCUGUGCUCCUGAAGCAUCGGGGAGAAGACGGAAUCAUUCGUUCUCCUUGCAUUAACCCCAUUAUAGAUCAUCAGUGGAAUUAUGGUGGCAACACAUACACUGUAAGAGGUCCUGAACAAGCCAAAUACCAAGAAAUCAGAGGCCAGGCUGGUCGUCUGAGUGAAAACCGUCCUGUUGCAGAUCAUACAACCUGCCUCAAAACUUGUGUUGAAGUUAUAAAAGAUCAGGUUCAUGCUCCUUCAGAAUUGAGAACGAGAGAUGUCAUAGCUUUCAGCUAUUUCUUUGACAGAGCAACAGAAAGAGGACUGAUUGAUCCUUUCACUGGUGGAACCAUCACUGUCCAAGAGUUUCUGCAAGCUGCUGUACAAACUUGUAAUAUUCCAAAUGCUGAACAGCCAAUGGCAUGUUUAGAUCUCACAUACAUUGGAGCAUUCCUCACCAGUGGUUAUGGCCUGAAGGGUGACAAUACAAUUAAGUUAUAUAAGAAGAUUGAUGGGUACGAAAUAAGCUGGGGGCUUGGCCUAGCAUUCCAUGUCAUAAACAAUGGAAUCUAGGUGGCUGAUUUCUUCAAAGGUGGUUUGAAAGGUUGAGGUUGUUUAUGUUGGUAUACUGUUAGGAAAUGGUAUGAAGUCAUAUCACUGAUAAUCCAAGUGGAAUGGUGUAUACAGAUCUGUGAUCUAAUUAUCAAAUUGAUAACUAAGGGGCAUCUUUUUUUUUUUUUUUUUUUUUUUUUGUUUUUUUUUUUUUUUUUUUUUUUUUUUUCUCUCAAUUUCCGGUGAUGAUUGAAUUGUACCUUGAAUUUUGUCUUGCGUGUACUGCUUGCGAUUCUCAGCUUCUUAUCAAAUGCCAUUGUCAUGGAAGUAAGUGGCAUUUUUUACAUAAGUUAUAAAAAAAAAUUUCCUAUGUGCAUAUUUUAAUUUUUAUAUACAGUGGUACCUCGUUUGUUGAACGUUUAUGUCAAACAGUCUGUUCACGAAUGAAAUUUUCAAGAAAAUUUUGUAUUGUUUGUCGAACAAAUGCUCGUCCUUCGAACUGAGUGAUUAUCUUGUUUAUACUUGUAUUUGACGGUCUACUGCGCCCUACAAAAAAAACUGUAUUAACAUGUUUUUUCAUUUACAAUAUAUAAUUUAAUGAUAACCUUAUUUGACAGAAUAAAUAAAGACUAAACAAGGGAGCCUUGAUAUGUAGAGGAGAGAAGGAGAAGCGAGAAUUAAAGUAUUACUCUGAGUUAAAAUAUUACUGUAUGUAUGGUAAAGCAAUAACAAUUCACAUAAAAAAGUGAAUUUCACACAUUUAACAUAAUGAUAACAUAUGAAAACAAUCAAAUGCAAUACACAAACAAUAAAAAGUCUUAAUUGAGCCAGUGUUUGAUGUGUCAAGUUAGAUGGCAUAGUUUAAUCAUAUUCAGCAAAAUAGUAAAUGAAAGAACAAACCAUUUCACUAUAAAAUUUAGCAUAAAUGAUUGACAAAAUUAUUUGUUAUUGUGGUGAUGCACAGCUAACUUGAGAUAGAGGGAGGGAGAGUUUAUAUUUUUGAGGAAUAAUGAAUGAAUGAUUUUUAGUUAUCAUGCAUUGUGGUAUUGUUGAGGAGAGAAGAAGAGACUGUAAAAUCUUUACUAUAAUAUGUACGUAAAAGCAGUGAUGUUAUGUAACAAUUCAGUUAAAAAAAUAAAAUGUUAUAUUUCACAAUGAAUUUAGCAUAAUGAUAAAAAUGAAAAUCAAAGGCAAUACAGAAAAAAAAAUAACGCUUACUCAAGCCAGUGCUUGGUGCUCUUGAGUGAGACGAUAGAGAGGAGCUGGGAUGAUUAUUCGCCCAAGUCACUUCUUUUCAUUACGGUAAAAUAUCUAUCAAGUGACAAUUGCUUUUUAUGAUUUUUUACCACUGUAAAAGUAAUUCAGCUCCAUAAUAAACACACUGGCGCCACAUUCAGCUUCUGUGUGCAUUUGAUUGUUUGUUUAAACAGCUUCCUUUUGAAAAGUUAUUUAAUCUCCCUUUCCUUUUCUUGCAUGUUUUACUUAUUACUUAUUUGUUUGCAAAAUCCUCAUGUUUAUUAUAAAUUCUGCCAUUUGCUAACAGUAAGUUGAUGUAUUGUGGCAUAAUUAAUCGCUUUCAUGCACAUAAGAUCCAAGUGUAAACACAUCAACAAUCAUACUCGCUGAUUACUCUCUCUCAGACAGUCGGACACACACACACUAUAGAUUCCUUUGAUUAUCCUUUUUAAAAUGUUAAUAAAAUUGAUAUUAUCAACCCUUGCGUACUGUGACCUUUUCGGUUUCCUCAAAGGCUUCCUGUCUUUCCUCCCUCCAUCCCCCAGCCGGCCGUGCACCAUUUUCAUAAAUCGUUCAUGGAAACAAAAUUUUUUCGAAAAUUUUACUUCAUGUAACAUUGUUUUAUUACUUUUACUCUUAAUUUAACUUUUGAACACAUUGAUAAUAGAAAAAAUGUGAAAAGGGGGACUUUUUGGGUUGUCAGGAACAAAUUAUCCUGAUUCCCUUUAUUUCUAAUGGGGAUAUUUGUUUCAUAUUUCGAACAAAUUGUAUUUUGAAGAGCCUUCUGGAACAGAUUAAGUUUGAAGUCCGAGGUACUACUGAAUUUCUUUGAAUUUCUUUUUUUUAUGUUUGAGACCAGGGAAAUAUAAUGUAUAAAAAAUUGUAUUUCUGUAGGUUAACAUAUAAAAAACAAAAUGGACUAACUAAGGCGCUGUCACACUAGCGAAUUUUCCGUUGACUUUUUCUGAGUUUGUCGUCGACUUUCCAAAGAAGUCGACGUCAUUCCGUACUCUUGUUGUCAAACACGUUCUUCUUUGUACCGUGGUUGUCGUCGUCAAAACGUAAACAAACCAUUUGAGCUGUGACUUCCCGGAAUGAUAAAACAACUAUGCUUUAUAACACAAAGCAACUAGUGGGUCGUGCUUGCAUGUGUUUAAUGAUGCUACAUAGAAUAAUGAAAAAAAAAAAGUCUGGGUUCGGUCCUGGUUAACAAGACGUGAAAAGUUUUAUUUUAAAAAAUAAGCUAGAGCUAGCCUAGAUAGGCUAUUCCUAACCUUGUUUACAGAACCACAGUCAGACUGUACUAGAAAUUAAGCUAGAGAAACACUGCAAAAAUUUUAAAGAUUUUUGUUUAUAUUUGCUAAUGCAAAAAAAAAAAAAAUGAGAGCAGACCUAGGCUAUAUAACAAUCUGAUAUUCAAGAUAUAGCAUGCUUAUCGGCAUAAAGAUCUGCAAGUUCAGGAAAGUUUUCCGAGAGUCGCAUGGUGAUCUCUUGGUAAUUUUUUUUUCAUUUAAGGCCCUUUUUCAUAAAACUACCAUGAUUAUGGUCCCAUAAGCAUCGUCUCUCCCCCAUAUCUUUGACCAAAAACUGUUCUGGCAAUCUUGCAUCUGAUGACUUGAAAUGUGCGCUCUCCGAGAUAUAACUAAACAAUAAAGUCGACGGUAGCGAUGGAUUGAAUUCGAUCGGUACAGUUUUCAAAAAUCGUGACGACGACACCAGAAAGUCGUCGUCAAAACUUGAAAAGUCGACGUCAAAUUCAAAAGGCAAUGGAAAUUUCGCUAGUGUGACACUGCCUUUAGAGUGAGGUUGAAGAAGUAUGUGAAAUAUUGUUGCCCUUUUUGUGUUUUAACAAAUACUUGGACGUUGUGAAUCUGAUUUUGGCAAACAUCUUAAUUUUAAACACCACCUAUUUUGUGUAAGUAUGCCUCAUGUACAAUAUACCUCAUUGUUCAAGUAUAAUGUGGAAGGUCAUUUUACAGACUCAGAUAGGUUAGGUUUGGCAAAGUGGUAACAUUUAAAGUCGGUGUCACACAGACUUGUAUUUUUUGUACCAUUUGAUAUCUUUCUGGACUUUUUUUUAAUGAUUUAAGUCAUGCUUGUACAUCACUUUGCUCUUGAUGUAUGCAUCUUUGUUAUUGAUGAAUGAUCAUUUGGCAUCCAUGAAUAGUAGUGCAUGAUGUACUUCAUUAAUGUGCAGUUCGUACAAUGAAAGUAUGAUUAGCCUGUACUAGAGAGAUUUUGAGAACAAGCUUCCACAAUUAUGUUAUUAAAACGGUUGAAAUUACUUUCACAGUUGGAUGAGGGAUAAUGCCCAUCAAGUUUUAAAGCUAUAUAAACUGAAAAUUUGCUGAUGCCCAUCUCAUAAAACACAAUAUUCAAGUUGAUACAUGGAUGAAAGUAAUGGUAUAAAGUUUUUAAUUUAGUAAAUGGACCCAGGACUUAGUCCUUAAAAUAAAAAAUCUUGAAGUACACUGUUUGUGAGACACUGACUGAAUCAUCUACUUAAUUGUAUCUUGCUAAAAAGAUGCCACAUUGAAUUCCAAGGUGAUCUCAAGCAGUGUUUUAUGUGCUUAAGCAACCUUCAACCUUCAAGGGUAAUGAUCAGAUUUACUUGAUUGGGAGUUUAAACAAUUUAUUAUUAAUGAUAAUAGUACUUGAUUUGGGUACACUUGACAAACCUGAUCUGGUGAAUAUCUGUAGAAACUGAUCUGUGAAUAUCUGUAGAAACUGCCAACGUUACCAGAAUUGUAUUUAGUUAGGUUUGGUAUUUGAGUUUAUGUUUAGGUGGGGUUUACACAAUUUCUGGAAAUAGUUUCCUAGAAAGUUUUUUCAUUUUGCAAAUGACCUUGAGAAUCAAAUGAUUGUUGGUUGUAUAAUUUCUUGUUGAUAAUGUAAAGGUUUUAUCAUGUAUUUGUUGCAUCUUUUUGAGCUGUAUGUGGUAUAUUGUUGACUAGGUUGAUAAGCAAGCAUUGAUAUAUAUUUAUUACAAAUUACAUCAAGUUUUUAGUUACCAAUACCUUAAAUGAUGUUGAAGCAAGUUGUAAUGAAUAUGGCUGUUCUUGAUAUGUGAUGUGCAGUGGUAUGCUUUUUCAGAACUGAGAAAUAUUUUCAAUCAAAAAGAGAAAGGGAACAUUUAUGUCAAAUUGUUGAAAUUUGAGGUUGGUAUAAAUUUUUUAAUUGUUUGCUUAAUCAAAUUUUUAAUUAGAGUAAAAUGUUAAGAAUAUAUUGUACUUUUUAUGCAAUACUUGUUACUGUUGAUAUCAAAAGAAUGCGGCAUGUAGUUUGUGGUAAUGGACUAAGUGGAUUAGUAUUGCAUAUUGAAAUACAAAUGUAUGGUGGAGAUUUGUGUACAUACUCAUGGCAGUUUAUGUGCAAUGGCCACAACUUGUGCAAUGUAAACUAUUUUUUUAAUAUGGUUUUACCUGCCAGUGCUACUGGCAGUAUUAGUUCUUAUGUAUUAGAUGUCUUAAUUUUUACUAAUUAUUUCAUAUUUCAUUUAGUCAGCUAAAGUUAGUUAGUGGCUUUUAGUUAUUCAAGUACUUCAUUGGGGUAACCGAAGUUAACACGUAUUGCUCCUCACACAAGUAGAAAAUCAUGUUUCCAUUCUUUUGUAUUCUGUUUCUGUAUUAUUUUUGAGCAGUUGUAGCAAUGGGGAUUGGUUGAUAGUUAGGUAUUCAUGUACUGUGGUAUGGCAUCCAUUGCUUGUACAGUAUACUACCUAUGUAACUUGUCUUGUCCUCCAAGAGCUUGGUGAGGCAGUACCUUGCAAUGAUUUACUAGGGAUAUAAAGAGAUUUUCUCUUAUAAUUGUCUCCUGUGAAUUGAGUAAUUUUAUUUAGAAAACACAUAAUUAUGCUUUCGUCCAAGAUUUUUUAUAUGGAGUACAAAGUCGUGUUUUUUAGGGAAUUCUUGUAAAUAUUCUGGUCUCCUGGUCACUUGCUUGUGGUUCGUGAAGCACUCUAUGUCAUGAUAACAUUUUAAACUGUGGUGUUGUAAAUAUAAAUUUAUAUAAGAGUGAUUCUACAAUUUAUAAUUAAUGAUGUAGGAAUGAUGUUUUGACUUGAGAAUGCCUUUAAAAUUUUAAGAGAUGCUGCUGGACGAAAGGCUGAAAAAACUGGUUGAAAUCUGUAAUUGUUAGUUUGGCUUCAUAGCAGAAGCAGUCUGUGAAGCAACUUCUAUAGGAUAGAAGCAUAACUGAAGAUCUAGAGUAAAGGCAGUGGCAGAUAUAUCUGAAGAAUUUGAGGUAGAUGCUGUUGUUAUUAAAGGUCAGCCAUGAGCUUUUGGGGUUUAUUAUAGUAAUAAAGAAAGCUACACAAAAGUGCAGAAAUGCAGGCCCUCGGCUCUGUUAUAUGAAGGUAAUCUAGUGUUAAGAGCAGAAUCUCAUGAAUUUGUGGUAAUGCUUUAAAAGGUUGAAGAGUGGAUUGUAGGCAAGGACUGAAAAUCUGCAAAAGCAAUUACCUAUGUAUGUGGUGGUGGAGACUGGAAAGGAUUCAAAGGAGAAAAGUAAAGUCAGGAAAGUGUCAAGUGGUUAAGGCAGAGGGACAGGUUUUAGGUAGAACAUUUCUGCUACUUCGAGGACAUGCUAGACUCUGAACAGGGAUUGCAUGGAUAAUGUGGAAGGAUAGUUAGGUUAUCUAACAGUUAUGACUGGCAAAAAGUUAUUUAAAUUACAAAUUUAGUUGCAAAAGAUGUGAUGUCCAGCAGCUGGAAUAUAGCCAGGAUAUAUGAUUUAGAAAUCGAGGAAAAGUUGGUCAAAAGCAGUAAGUAGGUAAGGAAGUAUGAGGAUUAAACCCUGUAAUAAGGCCUAGGAAACCAUGCAAAAAGUUUUUAUGUAAAGACUAGACAUGUAGGCAUCUCAAGCAUAGGAGAAUGGAGUGAAGGCAUUUCACAUGCAACUCUGUAAAGGGAAAAGAUGAUGCAAAGAUUUUUUAUUGGCAAUUUAGAUUCUUCAGUUUUAAUUCUAACACAGACUUAAAAGUUCACUCUUUACAGUUAAUUUACUUCCUGUUUUUGUUUGACCAUUUAGUGGAAUUUUUAAAAAGUUCUUAUACAUAAUUAACUUUUAUAUAAACCACAGCCUUUCAGAAUGUAAUAAUUUUAGUAUGAUUUGAGUGACUACAAACCAUGGAUUCUUCACCAUUAGAGGAAUUAUUGCACAGAAUGGGACUGGGGAAGUGACCAGAGAAAAUAAUUUUAAUGUACGAACAAAACUGACCAUCAUUAAGAGAAUUCAUAUGCAAGUGGUUUCCAUUUGUCUUGAUCACUUCUAGCCUAAGCAUAUAAAUAACCUCCUUACUGUACCAUUCAGGUCUUUCUUUUUCUGUUGUGGAAAAAUAUAUGUUGGUGAUAUUGCAUUCAAGCAUUCAAGUUUCAUGCAACUUGGUACGUCUUUAGUUCUCCAUCUCAGUUUUGAAAGUGUUCCCUUUUGACAAUUAGGGUGCUAAUUUAAUGAGGCCUAUUAAUGUAACUACCCAAAUAUUUUUAUUCUUUUAGGGAAUCCUUAUGUCAUGUAACUUUGGUAUAGUGAUCACUUACCAAUACAGAAAUUAUUUUCUGUAAUUUCCAUAUUAAAUGUAUGGUUUAUUAGUAAUUUUUUAUCAAUAAAAAAUUUCUUUCACUUGAAAUGAAGCCUUUAA